This is a messenger RNA of Acanthoscelides obtectus, 1597 nucleotides long. Lineage: Eukaryota; Metazoa; Arthropoda; Insecta; Coleoptera; Chrysomelidae. The record is from the annotation of a GenBank genome assembly.
CUCACACGUUCGCGCGAUCUUCAAACGCAUAGGUGCAAUGUUUUCUUAAGCAAACCGUAGCGGAAAUAGAUAGCGAAUCUCACCUCCGUGUAUUUAUUUGUCUCAGCAAACGGUGUUUUCAUGGCGUUGAUUCAUUGGUAUGUGGAGCUGAUCUUCCUACUCAUGCUCAUACACAUGACAGCCACAAAAUUUAUCACACAUCAAAAAUGCAUUGAAAACACCAGAGCCUGUGGUUCCACAGACUACCGCAGCUACUUGGGCUGCGUUCGCAGUCGCCAAAAACGCACCAUCGAAUGUGAAGAGGAUUGCGAACAGUGUCAAUGCGACUCCUGCAGCUACAAUCAAUGCCAGAACAGCUGCCAAUCAUGUUGCAGCUCGUGUUGCUCCAACUACAUGCCCUGUAAUACGCACCACUGUUGUCACAGAACAUGUCAUGCUCAGUGUGACAGCAGUGACUGUAGACUUAGUUGCAGAAGAAAUUGCAUGGAACAGGUGGACAGACAACGAGAACAUUUCUUCCAUUUGAGCAGCAACAGUAACAACAGCUCUGUACGAAGUAGCGUUGCUAAUAAUGUUACUACUGUUAUCCACUUGAACAAUGUAGUCAACAACACGAACGUCAUCGAUGUGCCGAUAACACUGGAAUCCAAGAACAUACAAAAUGUCUCCUUACAUGAAGUGGAACAACAGGCAGAAACAGGAGACAAGCAAACCCCUGGAAGACCAAUCAGCGUACCAGCUCAUGAAGAACACAAAAUAAUAUCUGGAUCAGCGCCAGCAGUUGAUAGCAUGGGGCAAAAAACAUGCUGCAUCGUAGUUGGUCCUAAACAGUGCACCAAUAACUACCCAGGCUACGGUCCUCCUAAGUGUUUUCAUUUGCGUUCAAAGCAAUGCGGGGAUUUCUGUAUUACAAAUAUAGUUCACCGAGAGGAGCAUCAGGUAUGCGAGAGCCUCUACCCAGGCGCCCCCAACAACUGCAGGCAGCAAAUAGUCUACAUCCCUCAACCUCAACCUCGCUGUUCAUACCAAGACGACUGGCCGUACGUGCGAUGUGGUUUGCGACGAUCACCUUCUUGUGCUGGGUGUUAUUCGCACUAUGUGAACAAAGACGCGAAGGAUUAUCUCUCAUGUCCGCUUCAAUGUUUCGAUGAGUUUCCUCAAAACGCGCCAUUCUAUAGGCAGGGCCCGUUUUAUCAACCGCAAUAUGGUUAUGAAUCAUAUAACAGGAACCCCUACAAUCCAUUGAUGGGCGGACUCCUCUCCCCAAACUCACCUCCAGGAAUGUUCUACCAUCCAAUAACAGGCUCAAGUCCGCUAAGCAACAGUCCAACCAUCAAUGCUAGUAUAGUUUCCUCUAACAGCAACGUUGGGCUACCUACAGCUACACAGAUGCCUUUUUCGCAUAGCGACUCCUACAUUCCAUACCUCAGAAAAAGACGAACAGAUGUUUCUGAGAAUUCAGUCGACUCAAAUACCGACAAAGGAUUAAAAUCUUGAUAUAUUCUACAUUAUUAUGAUAUAAAAUAUAUGUAUACUAGUUUACUAUAGGGUUAGUGUGUUUUUAUUAAUAAAGUGAUAUUCAAUAAGCAAAGUGAAA